This is a messenger RNA of Plasmodium adleri (nom. inval.), 465 nucleotides long. Its product is annotated as mitochondrial ATP synthase delta subunit, putative. Gene Ontology annotation, molecular function: proton-transporting ATP synthase activity, rotational mechanism. NCBI's taxonomy places the organism in Eukaryota, Apicomplexa, Aconoidasida, Haemosporida, Plasmodiidae. The coding region runs from base 1 to 465 and encodes 154 amino acids. Gene Ontology annotation, biological process: proton motive force-driven ATP synthesis. The record is from RefSeq and is a predicted model, not a curated record. The transcript has 3 exons.
AUGUUUUAUAGAACAAGAAGAAUAUUUUUUAGUACUGCAAAAAAUAGUAACCUGUAUUUAUCGAUUUCUUCCUCAAGUGAAUCUAUAUUUAGAAAUCAAGUAAUAAAAAGAGCUUCCUUUCCAGGUAUUGAAGGAUAUUUUACUGUAACUAAUAAUCAUAGUCCCCUUGUUACUUUAUUAAGAAAUGGAAUAAUAACAGUCGAAUUUGAUGAUAAGGAAAAGAAGCAAUUUUUUAUUUCAGAUGGAAUAUUUAUAUAUAAAAAGAGUAAUGACAAUAAUAGUAGCAAUAAUGCUGAAAUUGUUGGUGUGGAAAUAGUUCCAUUAGAAUAUUUAGACAAAAAUAAAACAAUUAAAGUUUUACAAGAAAUGUGUGCAAUAAAUGAUGCUACAGAUGAUAAAUGGAGAAAAAUAAAAACACUAUUAGGGAAAGAAUUAUGUUCUUCUAUACUUCGUGUUGCUACAUAA